Cyphomyrmex costatus is the source of this 730-nucleotide messenger RNA. RefSeq lists its product as uncharacterized. The record is from RefSeq and is a predicted model, not a curated record. The annotation marks the transcript as partial. Lineage: Eukaryota; Metazoa; Arthropoda; Insecta; Hymenoptera; Formicidae. The transcript has 2 exons.
AUGGAAAUUAUGUUGUCUGAUAUCAAUACAUAUGAAAUAAUAAAUAAAGAUCCGGUUAAGAAACUCACCAAUGAUUUACGUGAUAUUUUAUUGAGAUGGAAAAAAUCUGGUUAUAUAGAUAAAUUUACUUACAGGAGAUUACUUACUACUGAUGGUAAUAUUCCUAGAGCAUAUGCUCCAAGCUUCAUUAAAAACAGUUCUGAUUUGAUAAAUAAAUUGAAAAAUAAAAAAUUAGAUACUAAUUCAGUAUUAGUUUCCUUGGAUGUGGUUUCCCUUUUCACAAAUAUACCUAUAGAUUUGGCAUCUGAUAGUGUUAUAAAGAGAUGGGAUUCCAUAUCCAAAAAAACUGAUAUUCCACUAAAUGAAUUUUUGAUUGCUUUCAAACUAGUUUUAAAUUCAACGUUUUUCAUUUUUAAUAAAAAGGUUUAUAAACAAAUUUUUGGUACUCCUAUGGGAUCGCCAUUAUCACCAAUAGUCGCAGAUAUGGUUAUGCAGGAUUUUGAAGAAACUGCUAUUAGUCUAUUACCUAUUCAUCUCAAUUUUUAUUAUCGUUAUGUUGAUGAUAUUAUCUUAGCAGCUCCUUCUGAUAAAGUUGACGACAUUUUGAAUGUUUUUAACUCAUUACAUACAAGGCUAAAAUUUACUAUGGAAAUUGGCAAUGAAGGAAGGAUUAGUUUUUUAGAUACUUUGAUUAUAGUUAAUGAAGACAGUUUAAUACUUGACGCUUAUC